Anolis carolinensis (green anole) is the source of this 3273-nucleotide messenger RNA. RefSeq names its product distal-less homeobox 1 (gene dlx1). Gene Ontology annotation, molecular function: RNA polymerase II cis-regulatory region sequence-specific DNA binding; DNA-binding transcription factor activity, RNA polymerase II-specific. The transcript has 3 exons. Gene Ontology annotation, biological process: negative regulation of transcription by RNA polymerase II; cell differentiation; embryo development. Bases 374 to 1162 code for a protein of 262 amino acids. NCBI's taxonomy places the organism in Eukaryota, Metazoa, Chordata, Lepidosauria, Squamata, Anolidae. The record is from RefSeq and is a predicted model, not a curated record.
GUCUCCGGCCAAUCGGCAGCGAUUCUGCCCCACGGCGGGCCAAUCAGCUCUCCGGGCUCAUGCAUAUUCAUCGCCUUUAGCUGAGUCAAAGCUUUUAGGCGAGUUUGGGUAGAAUCUCCGGCUCUCUCCACGCUGGAGACUUUUUCAAAGAGGCAAACUCCAUCUUUAUAUAUAUAUAUAUAUAUUUAUUUAUAUAUCUCUCUAUCUCUCUAUUUCUCCCUCCCCCUUUCUUAUGAAUGGAAAGUGAAAAGCCCUGGUCUUCUUCUUAACUUGGGUCCUGAGAGGAGGGGGGAGGGAGGGGGAAGGAGAGAAAGAGAGGGAUUGAGUCAAGGGAUUGCGAGCGAGCGAGAGGCACCCAAGGCAGCGGCGAGCGAUGACCAUGACCAGCAUGCCAGAGAGCCUGAGCAGCCCGGUGUCGGGCAAGGCGGUCUUCAUGGAGUUUGGGCCUCCGGGGCAGCAGAUGCCCCCCUCGCCGCUCUCCCACGGACACUACUCCAUGCACUGUUUGCACGCGGCCGGCCACGCGCAGCCCGACAGCUCCUACAGCGCCGCCUCGUCCUUCUCCCGGCCCCUGGGAUACCCCUAUGUCAACUCCGGAGGAGGCAGCCACCCGGGCAACCCUUACAUGAGCUCCGUCCAGUCCUACCCCAACAGCGCCAGCCUGGCCCAGGCCCGCCUCGAGGAGACAGGGACCGAGGCGGAGAAGAGCACGGUGGUGGAAGGCGGCGAGGUGCGCUUCAACGGCAAAGGCAAGAAGAUCCGGAAGCCGCGCACCAUCUACUCCAGCCUCCAGCUCCAGGCCUUGAACCGGCGCUUCCAGCAGACCCAGUACUUGGCGCUGCCCGAAAGGGCCGAGCUGGCCGCCUCCUUGGGACUCACCCAGACGCAGGUGAAGAUCUGGUUCCAGAACAAGCGCUCCAAGUUCAAGAAGCUGAUGAAGCAGGGCGGGGCGGCGCUGGAGAGCGGCGGCGUGGGCUUGGCCAACGGGCGGUCCCUCUCCGGCGGCUCUCCCCCGGGGGCCCCGGUCUGGAGCAGCCCCUCGGCCGCGGGAAAGAACUCCUCCUCGGGCUCCGCCUCCGCCUCGGGCGCCUACAUCCCCAGCUACACGUCGUGGUACCCCUCGGCCCACCAGGAGACUCUGCAGCAGCCCCCGCUCAUGUGAGGAGCCCGAGCCUCCCCGGCCUGCCCUCCUCACUUCCUUCCCUUUGUUUUGUUUUGUUUUGAACCUCUUGGGCGGCAAGGACGACGCUUUUCUGGUGUUUUUUAAAACCCGAUUCCCUGCCCUGCACAGAUGCCACGCGGGGCCUGUUCCCACCGGAGACAGAUGCCACAGCGGACCCACCCGAGGGAGGCCCCGCCAGCAGGGCGGCAGGGAAGGGACUCUCUUGCUGGACAAUCCGGAGGAGCCACGCCGCCGCCACCGGGAACAGAGAGAUCUCUGUGUGAAAAGGGACAAGGGGGGAAGCGGGAGGGGAGAAAGGGGCUCCUCUCGCUGGCCGGCCUGUCUGUCCGUCUGUCGUGUCUGUCCUGAUGAAAUGUAGGUCACUCCCUCCCCAGUUGUCCUGUGGCCUCCCAGAAGGGGAAACGAGCCAUCCUUCCCUUCCUUCUCCGUCCCUUUCCUUUUUCCUUUCCACUUCUUUUCAUUUCUCUCCUUCUCUCUUCUCUUUCCUUUUCUCUUCUCUUUCCUUCCCUUUCGCUUCGUUUCUUUUUCUUCCCUUCCCUUUUCUCUCUUAUUCCUCUUCCCCUUUCUCUUCCUUUUUUUCUCCAUCUCCCUUGCCCUUUCUCUUCCCUUCUCCUUCCUUCCCAUUCCCUUUCCUUUUCUCUUCCCUUUCCUUUUCUUUUCUCCCAUUCCCUUACUUUUUUCCCUUCAUUUUCUGAUCCUUCCCUUCUCUUUUGCUUUCUUUCCCUUUUCUCUUUUUUCUUCUUUCUUUUCCUUUAAUUUCCCUUCUCUUUCCCUUUCACUUCAUUUCCUUUUCUUCCCUUCCCUUUUCUCUUCUAAUUCCUUUUCUCCUUUCCUUUCCCCUUGCUUCCCGUUUCUCCUUCCUUCCCUUUUCUUUUCUCCCAUUCGCUUGCCUUUUUCCUUCCCUUCCCUCUCUUGCUUUCUCUUCUCUUUCUUUUCCCUUCUCUUCCGUUCCCUUUCAUUUCCCUUUCCCCCUUCUUUGCCCUUCCUUUUCCCUUCCCUCCCCUUUCUCUUCUCUUUCCUUUCCCUUCCUUUCUCUUUCAUUUUCUCUUCCCUUCACUUCCAUGUCCCUUUAAUUUCCCUUUCUUUUCCUUUCCCUUCUCUUUCCUUUCACUUCCUUUCCUUUUCUUAACUUCCUUUUUCUCUUCCUAUUCCUCUUCCCUUUCUCUUCUCUUUCCUUUCCCUUCCUUUCCCUUUCCUUUUCUCUUCCCUUCACUUCCAUGUCCCUUUAAUUUCCCUUUCUUUUCCUUUCCCUUCUCUUUCCUUUCACUUCCUUUCCUUUUCUUCACUUCCUUUUUCUCUUCCUAUUCCUCUUCCCUUUCUCUUCUCUUUCCUUUCCCUUCCUUUCCCUUUCCUUUUCUCUUCCCUUCACUUCCAUGUCCCUUUAAUUUCCCUUUCUUUUCCUUUCCCUUCUCUUCUCUUUCCUUUCACUUCAUUUCCUUUUCUUCCCUUCCUUUUUCUCUUCUUAUUCCUCUUCCCCUUUCCUUUUCUCUCCCAUUCUCUUUUCUUUUCUCCCAUUCCCUUGCUUUUUUCCGUCCCUUUCCGUCCUUUCCCAUCUCUUCCCUUUUCCUACUUUCUUUUCCAGAUUGGGACAUGAGAGAAACCUCCCACAAGGAUAGUAAAAACAUCAAAACACCCGGGAGUGCCCCAGGCAGCAUCCUUGUAGAGGGCCAAUUCUCUCACACUAGAAGCCGCUUGCAGUUUCUCAAGUCGCUCCUGGCACGAAAAAAAUACAAAAAAACUUUCUUUUCCUUUUCCUUUUUGUUUUCUUUCCUUCCUUUCCUCCCUUCCUCUUUUCUUCUUCUUUCCCACUUUCCUUCCUUCUUUCUGUCUUCCUUUCCUUCUCCCAGUUUGUCCGCCCCUCCCGCCCACCCUCCCCCCAAUAUUUGUUGUAGUCCUCGGUGUACAUUUUUGGUUUCCUUUUAUUGUCAAGGGGAAAGGGGGGAUUUCUUAAAUUAUUCUUAUUUAUUGACUGGAAUCUACCACUAUGAUGAGAGUCCUCAUGUUUUGUUUUGUUUUGUUUUUUUACAAAAGAAAAGAGAGAGUGAGAGAAAAGAAAUAAACGUAAGAGCAGAUCUGUUUUGCAGAAGUGA